AUGUUCUUGAACAGUAUAUGCCAGUACACAUGCAGGUGGUUUUGAACUAACUAUGAACAUGCCGUUGGGCAAGAGGAGAUAUGUCUAUCGGUAGCAGGAGGAGAUAUGUCUAUCAGUAGCAGGAAUUUGAUACCAUAAUUGUAUGGAAAAUUAGUUCUAUGGGCUUUCACAGCAAGGCUAUGAACUACUUCAUGACAGCCAGUGACGAUGAAUCGAUCCGCCUAUAUGACAUUAAAAAUGCAGUGUGUGUACAAGCCAUUACUCCUUGCCUUUCUUGACGGCCUAGUGACCAGGGGGUGGUGGGGACAUAUAUGGCAGAAGGGGUUGAAUGGAACAGAACAGAAGACACCUCAUUUCCCUUUCAAUCCUCAAAUUCUUAUCAGGUGUCGCCACCUCACCAGGACAGCACAAUUUCAGCAAGGAAAUGAUUUCCCUUUGAAAAUGAACCAGUGGGCAUUGGCAUAGCCAACACUUUUAGGGCUUGCCAAUUUUGGCAACAAUCCAAACGUUAGUCGAAUUUCUUUGAUAUUACCAAAUUUGCUAAGACUCAUAGGGCUCCAAACAAAACAGCCCCCAAGAUUCCCAUAGCGGCGCAGCCAAGAACAAAUGCCGGCCAGUCUAUCCCUCCCUCUCUCUUCACGCCGCUCCUCACUCCGCCACUUCCCCACCCGUCACAGCGCUGCCCCUCCCUCGGCCUAGCGGAGUGGAGAUCCAUCCAUCCAGGUGUGUAUUGGUUGGUUCCAUCUGCUGGUUCUUCUUCUUCAGUCCUCAAGGCCGAAUCCUUGGUAGCCGAUUGAUUAAGGUGCAGGUGCAGUUUAUUUUCCAAAGAUUUGGGGAAUCGCCCCCAUGACGAGUCCACUCAUGGUGACCAUGGAGGUCACCGACGAGGUGCUCCAGAGCAUGAAGGCUGGACUGGUAUUCCGAGGCUACAACGGCAGAAUUAGUUCUAUGGAUUUUCACAGCAAGGCCACAAACUAUCUCGUGACAGCCAGCGAUGAUGAAUCAAUCCGUCUAUACGACAUUCAAAAUGCAGUAUGUUUGAAGACUAUUAAUAGCAAAAAAUAUGGGGUUGAACUUGUAUGCUUCACUGAUAACCCAACUCUUGUCUUAUAUUCGUCAAAAAAUGGCUGGGAUGAAUCCCUGCGUCUACUUUCACUGAAUGAUAACCGGUUUGUUAGAUAUUUUAAGGGCCAUCUUGACAGGGUCGUGUCUAUCUCAUUAUGCUCUGAGAAAGAAGUUUUUCUCUCUGGUUCACUUGAUCGAACCGUCCUCUUAUGGGAUCUGCGGGCUGACAAAGCACAGGGCUCACUGCGUGUGCAAGGGAGGCCUGCAGUUUCGUAUGAUGAUCAGGGUUUGGUUUUUGCAGUCGCAUAUGGUGGUCACGUACGGAUGUUUGAUGCGCGAAAAUUUGAAAAGGGGCCUUUUGAUAUCUUCUCUGUUGGUAAUGAUGAUUCAGAAGCCCAUGUCAUAAAGUUCAGCAGUGAUGGCAGGCGGCUUCUGUUAACCACCAAAGCUGGCCGUGUUCAUGUGCUAGAUUCAUUUCAUGGCAACAAUAUAGCAACAUACAAUGUUAAGCCAGUGCUAACCAAUUCAACACUGGAGGCAACAUUUAGCCCUGACGGAAACCAUAUCAUAUCUGGCUCUGGUGACGGUAGUGUUUAUGCCUGGAACGUUAGGAGUGGAAAGGUUGCGCACUGGGGAAGCACAGAUAAUGAACCGCCACUAGUAAGGUGGGCUCCAGGAUCCUUGAUGUUCUUGACAGGAUCUUCAGAGCUGUCCUGCUGGGUUCCAGAUCUAUCCAAGCUGGGAUCCUUUGCCGUUACUAAGUAAAUGCAAAUGAUAUGAGAUGAUGCCUUGACUCCUAUGUGAAGCAAAAUUCAUAAAGUUGUGCCGUAUGACUGGCCUCUUACGCCAUCAGCUGCGAACAAGGAACAACAAAACUAUAGCCAAGUAUUUGUUCGAAUGAGUCAGUACUCUAUAGAUUCCGAUGUAUCCUUGGGUUCUUGAUAACAGUACUUUGCUCUUAUGGUGCACAAUCGUCAUACCUGUUGAUCAGACAGGUAAAGAUGUUGAAAGUGUUCGCUCCAUUUUUAUGAGAAUUUAGUGCUUUAUCU
Phragmites australis (common reed) is the source of this 2114-nucleotide messenger RNA. RefSeq names its product protein ANTHESIS POMOTING FACTOR 1-like. Gene Ontology annotation, cellular component: Set1C/COMPASS complex. Gene Ontology annotation, molecular function: protein binding; chromatin binding. NCBI's taxonomy places the organism in Eukaryota, Viridiplantae, Streptophyta, Magnoliopsida, Poales, Poaceae. The coding region runs from base 847 to 1830 and encodes 327 amino acids. The record is from RefSeq and is a predicted model, not a curated record. The transcript has 11 exons.